CUAGUCCCCACCUUAAAAACCGACCAUUAGAUUCAACCUCCAAACCAAUUCUUCCUCUUUCUCUCUCUAUAUAUCUCUCUCUUCCUAUAUAGACACACACUCUCUCUCUCUAUAUCACUUGCACUUGUUCUGUAUCUAUAGACUAUAUCCCCCGUUCAAAGUUUAAACCCCCUUCAGCUUAAAACCCUAGGGUUCUUAGGAUUUACCGUAAAACCGCUUUUCCGACCCGCAUUUUGUUGCUUCUGAUCUUGGAGGAGGUGAUGGUUGAGAAUCAUGAUGGAGGGCAGUAACGUAAUUUCCAACACUGGCUGCUUGGACAAUGGGAUUUCCAGUGACGCCAAGCCUCCCAACCCCCUCGCCGGCGGCUACCGCCACAGCUUGAGCUCCGCACGCGCCGCCGCCGCCGCCGCUUUGGCUCCCUGUACUAACAAAUCCCUCAUUCGCCACCCUUCUUUGAUGAAAACCAAGCCAUCGGAUGUUUCUAUUGAACCAAAAUCAGCCAUAGAUGGUCCUGUGGUUGAUUUCAUUCCUGUACUGCGCUCAGGUGCUUGGGCUGACGUUGGAUCUCGCUCAAGCAUGGAGGAUGUGUACGUGUGUGCUGACAAUUUUUUGCAGGACUAUAGAUUCGGGAAUUCCACCGAAGGGCCCAAUGCCUUCUAUGGGGUUUUUGACGGUCAUGGAGGAAAGCACGCAGCUGACUUUGCAUGCUCCCAUCUACCGAGGUUUAUUGCUGAUGAUGAAGAUUUUCCGAGGGAGAUCGAGAGAGCUGUUUCUUCCGCAUUUCUGCAAACGGACACCGCUCUUGCUGAAGCCUGCACUUUGGAUGAUGACCUUGCUUCUGGCACCACAGCUUUGGCAGCUCUUGUUGUUGGAAGUUCUUUGGUCGUGGCGAAUGCUGGCGAUUGUAGAGCCGUUCUCUGCCGCCGAGGCAAAGCUAUUGAGAUGUCUAGAGAUCACAAACCGGUGUGCUUAAGGGAAAGAAAACGCAUAGAAGCUUCGGGAGGGUAUGUGUACGACGGCUACCUGAAUGGACAACUCAACCUGUCUCGAGCAUUAGGCGACUGGCACAUGGAAGGGAUGAAAUCCCAAGACGGUGGGCCCCUCACUGCGGAGCCCGAGUUCAUAAGCACCAAAUUGACAGAAGAGGAUGAGUUCCUCAUCAUAGGGUGCGACGGGAUCUGGGACGUCUUCAUGAGCCAAAACGCGGUGGACUUUGCUCGUCGAAGGCUUCAGGAGCACAACAAUCCGGAGAUGUGCAGCAAAGAUCUCGUCCAUGAGGCGCUGAAGAGGAAAAGCAGCGAUAAUCUGUCAGUCGUGGUGGUCUGUUUCCAGUCACAUCCUCCGCCCAAUUUGGUCGCCCCUCGGGGGAGAGUUCACCGGAGCAUCUCGGCCGAAGGGUUGAAGGAGUUACAGAGCUUCUUGGACAAUUUGAAAGUUUAAACAUGGUGAGAGACUUAGCUUGGUCCAUUUUUCCCUGUGUUUUUUUUUUCUUUUUCUUUUUCUUUUUCGUUAUAACUAUUUUGUAAUUUGGUAGAGAUCCUAGGGGAGAGAGAUCAACUGUACAACUGUAACAUAUGCGGCAUUCAGACGUUUUUGCUACGUUAACCUUAUUUUUAGCUUCUUAGACAUCUUAUUCUAUGUUUUACAACAUUCUUAACAUCAUGGGUGAUAGACAUUUGCUGGUGUUUUCCUUGACUUAUGAA
Messenger RNA from Ipomoea triloba (trilobed morning glory), 1703 nucleotides. RefSeq names its product probable protein phosphatase 2C 22. Lineage: Eukaryota; Viridiplantae; Streptophyta; Magnoliopsida; Solanales; Convolvulaceae. Gene Ontology annotation, biological process: protein dephosphorylation. The record is from RefSeq and is a predicted model, not a curated record. Gene Ontology annotation, molecular function: protein serine/threonine phosphatase activity; cation binding. The coding region runs from base 274 to 1440 and encodes 388 amino acids. The transcript is spliced from 4 exons.